Messenger RNA from Scaptodrosophila lebanonensis, 6000 nucleotides. RefSeq names its product ensconsin (gene ens). The transcript has 16 exons. Gene Ontology annotation, biological process: microtubule cytoskeleton organization. Bases 19 to 3861 code for a protein of 1280 amino acids. Gene Ontology annotation, cellular component: microtubule cytoskeleton. Lineage: Eukaryota; Metazoa; Arthropoda; Insecta; Diptera; Drosophilidae. The record is from RefSeq and is a predicted model, not a curated record.
AGAAAAAGUAAAGUGAAUAUGGCGAGUUUUGGGGGCCAGCAAGAAAAUUAUUCAAAUAAUCCAGCAGUGGAAAGCACAUCUAAGAGAGCCGAAAGUCGAGAGGGAAGCGCCGAGAGAAAAGACAUAAACGGGCAUAUGCAGACCCACGCACUUCGCAUAGCCGCACCUGCAACAAGAACAGCAACAACAAUGUUUGUAACUAACUGCAGCGGAGGCAACGAGAUGCCGGUCACCGGCGCCACCAUGCACUGGUUUGCACAGGUGGGCGUCGGCGAAGAUGACUCGAACCUUCAAGCGUCUAAAGACCGAGAAGAGAAACUUAAAUAUGCGCGCGACCGACAGAAUGAGGAGAGACAAAGAAAAAUCGAGGAGCUGAGAGCUCAGGCCGAAGCAGCGCAAAGGUAUCGCGAACAAAAGGAAGAGGAGCGCCGUCGACGUAUUGAGGAAAUACGCGUACGCGACACAGAGAAACGUCAUCAGGUAGAGGAGCGCAAGAAGGCCAUCAUCGAGGCCGAGAAGGAGCGACGAGAAUACAUACUGAAAAAGAAUCAGGAACGUGAAUCGCGAAUAGAGGUAAAAAAACGAGAUAGAAACUCAAUCGGUUUUGCUUUCGGCUCAUCGACCCCCCGUUUAUUGGAUGUACCAGCGGACUAUGGCUUGGUAUCGCCUAGCACUUUUUGGGGUCAACGACGAUCAACAUCGAUAUCGAAUGUGGCAGGCGCCUCACUCUCACGUCGAAGUUCUGAGCGGGAACUUGCCGACAGUGGUGUUAAGAAGCGUGCAUCGUCAUCCACCGACAGAAACGAUGAUCACCGCCGUAAGUCUUCGUCCAUGUAUGAGGUAUUCAAUUGGGGCUACUCGAACGAUGAGCCGCCCAAGCGUUUCUCGCUCUCCAUAGCUGGAAGUGAGAUAAACAUUGACGGGCCGCCAAUGGCGUCACAUGUGCCGAGUAUGAACACCCAAGCGAUUACCACAAGUGCGCACAGACAAUAUACAACAACUACCACAACAACUACUGCAAUCCACAACAAUAAUAACUCAAGUCGUAAGGAAGAUUUCGUUGACACACCAAACAUCAUGUUCCGAAGCGUUUACCGCAGGAAAACGGACCUCAUGCCGACAAUACCCAGCCCCCGAGACGGGCACUAUGGUUCUCGCAGCUCACUGAGCACAACGCCCAGAACCCCAGGACGCGCCUAUUCGAUGAAUCGUCUGGAUCAGCUGGCUCAGCCAAUACGUCGGAAUGGUGAGCACGUGCGCGCUAUUAUGGAGCGGGAGCGUCGCGAACGCGAACUGGAAAUGCUUGACGAGACCGCCUCUUUAGGUGGUGGGCGACGUAGCGCAAAUCGGGGCAAGCGUGCGGGCAGUGCCGGCGGUAUCAGCAGCGAUGGCAGCGCCAGUGCCACUGGCAUUAUGUCGCGCAGCAUGACUCACUUGGCCGGCGGCGGCGCUGGACAAAGGGAUCGCGGAAAGUACUCGCUGGGCGGUGGAAUUUCGAGCAGCUUCCGUCCGCUGGGCAACGGGCAACGUGACUCGAGUAAGAGCAUGACACAGAUAAGCAGCCAUUCGUGCCAUUCAUGGUCGAGCACGCCCAACAACAAUUACAACACGCCACCCAAUCCACAACGCCACUCCAAUCUUGGCUUGCAAACUGCCGCAACUAAAAAAUAUCUUCAAUCAUCAUUUGCUUCAUCCGCAUCCUCCAAAGCGAUUAGGCGAGGCCAGCAGCAUUAUGCAACUUCUACUAACCCCUACUGUUAUUUCGAUCCAAACUCAUUGUUGCUCAUGAACUCUUCUAGUUUGUUAGUCAACGCAGGCUCCAGAUCUGGCAACGUCACACCUGGCGGCCACCUGAAUAACUCAAGGCCCGGGAGCGCUAUGUCUAACUCCACAACGAUGUCGUCGUCGGGCUAUGUAAACAGGCGGCCAACGACAGCGCCUCGGAAACCGCGGCCAGCUAGUAUUGCUGGCACUGGAAUGUCCUUAGAAGAAAUAAAUAAACUUAAGAAGGAACAGAGGCCUCCAAUGAAAACGACAGCGGCUUCUCCAACUUCGUCCACAGCACAAACGACUCCGAAACGAACAGCGAACCCAAUGUCGACAUCGCUGAUCGUUACCUCAAGUUCUUCGAGGCUAAGCAGUGCUGAGAAAAAGACCCCGUCUAAGCGAGAACCUGUGGCGCCCAAGCCCGCAUCUGCCCCCAAGGCUUUGCCGAGUCGAACCACAAGCUCGGAGCGCAUAAGUAGACCUGGCAGGGAAACUAGAACCAAGGAUACCUCUGCGGCAAUGACUAAAUCGAUGAUUGUGACUAACACAGUAACGGCUGCCGCUGAACAAAACGAUACUGCCGUAGCAAAGGAACCCAAUGUGAAGGAAGAAGAAAAGACAAACGCCCCGGCAGCAGCAACUCCAGCUGCGGCAGCUGUGGAACCAGCGCAAAGCAAGGCAGAAAAAGAGGCGCUCAACUCUGUUAAGACAGAGGAGGUGGCAGCUCCACAAGAGAUCGUAGCAACGCAGCCGCAGACCGUGUCCGCUGAGGCAGCUCAAGCUCAAGCAGUUGACCCACACACUAUGGAGGAAAAAGUAGAUGUGGGCAAUGAGAAGGAGGCCUUCCAGCAACCGCAACAAAAGCUACCAGAGCAGCAGGCUAGUGCUAACUCUGAAAAGAAAUCGUCCCGCAAUGGAAGCAAGGAAAAUUCUGAGGUCCGCGAGCUAACGCCUCCCGCAGCAAAUGCCGAAGGUAACGAUCUAAUGACUGCAUCGAUGAUCGCCAAAAAGAUUACGACUGAGGAGGAGGCGAAAGCCGCACUUGCCGAACGACGACGUUUGGCCCGAGAGGAAGCCGAACGUCAAGCUGAACUCGAGCGCCAACGCAUCGAAGCCGAGCGUCUGGCUGAGAUUAAACGACAGGAAGAAGAAGCCGAACGUCAACGCCAAUUUGAGGAAGAAGCCACCCGCUUAGCUGAGGAACAGCGACGUGGGGAAGAAGAACGAUUGCGUAAGGCAAUCGAGGAAGCGAAAGCGCGUGAGGAAGAAGAGCAGCGUAAACGCGCAGAUGAAGAACGCCAGCGCAUAGAGCGCGAGGAGGCUGAGAAAAAGGCUAAAGAGGAUGCCGAAAAACAGCGCGUCGAAGUUGCCGAGCGUCUCAAGCGCGAAGAGAAAGAGCGCGAGGAACGACGCAAGCGCGUCGAGGCUAUCAUGUCACGCACACGCAAAGGUGGAGCUGCUGCUGGCGCAAACACCGGCAACACACCAAGCUCUACGCCUGCUAAGGAAUCCAACGCCACGGCUCAGGCAUCACCUCCUGCUCCUAAAGAUAAUGAAGCCAGCAGUGAAAGUGUCAGCAACAGUAGCAGCAGCAGCAACUCAACCGGCUCGCCUGGCAGCAAUCCACCACCCACAGAACAAACUCCAGUCAUGCCUGGGGAAGUCACUUUAUCUAACGAGUCCCAGAACACACAGGCAACAUAUGAACAGUCGGUGCUGGACAAAGAGAACUCGCUGAUAAAUAGUUUUUCUAGCAUGAUCAUUGAUCAGAAUGCAAAAAACUUACAGCAGUUUGAGGUGACUAACGGAAAGCUGCUUGUUGACUUCAAUACCAGCUCGAACACAACAACAGCAGCGGUGGCCAAUGGUAAUGGCCAUAUCGAGAAUGUGAACAAUAAAAAUGACAUCAACAUACUGCAAGACGUUGUGACUCCGGCCGCCACUCAGCUGAUUGAUCUGAGUAUUGAAUCACAAGAUCUGCACAACAAUCCACUAAACAUAAACAAUAAUAACAGCUUGCUGACGAACACAACGGCAACUACCACGCUAGUCACUGCUGAUAGUCACGAGAAUAAAGAUAUAUCGUUGCUGUGAAUUUAGAGCUGAAAGCUAAAACUGAAGCUAAAGCUGAUGUGCAGGAACUUUGAUUGUUUUUUAAACUGAUAUAGCUAAAUGUGUGGAGUAUUUAUUAUUAGGCUGAAAGUGUGCGCGAAAAAUUAUGGUUACUAUAUACUAAAAGAAAACACAGGAAAACGAAAAGCUUAUACAUAUACUAAACUAUAUAUAAACGCAUCUAUUCGUAUAUAAUGUGAGAAAUGGCUGGCGAGUAAUGCAAAGGGCAAGUUCCGGGAAGAAAAUUAAACAAACCUGCAUGUAAUUAGUUAAAAACUAAGGCGAAACUUUUUUGAACUGUUCCUUCUGCAGCCGUAAAGUGAAAAAGAAAAACCAAGAAAGAGCCUAAGCUAAGAUCUAAGGAAAAAAAAAAAACGAUGAGCGCGGAAGCUAGUUAUAGAUAGGAAGACGGGGAGAUGAAUGCAAAGCAAUUCGAUAUCAAAGAACGUUUCAAAUGCUUAAAGUUGUGAAGCAAAUAUAAACAAUUCAAUUCGAUUUGACUCGAUUAAAAUUAAUUAUGCUAUAAUUGCUUAAAACUAUUAUAAAGUGCAUGUUUACAUUGAGUAUAACUUGAGCAGACGCGAUCUGUAUCUAACAUAUAUAAUUGAAAAUUAUAUAGAGUAGUUAAAAAAGAAUAUGAAAAAAGAAACCCUAGAACAUACAUACGAACAUAAUUAAGCUUCAGCGGAUUUCUAAUGAGCUGUUGAGCUGUGCCAGACGACAUGGAACAUUGCAUAUGCACAAAACUGCGCUGAGUUGCAAACAUAUUUAAAUAUAUAGAUAUAGUAUGUAUAAAUGUGCAGUUUUAAGGUACGAUUGUCCGCGUCUUCAGUACCGCCAACCAUUUCAAUAAAUUUCACCACUCCACAGCCUCACUGCUAGAGGGGCGCGAAAAGUCAAGCCAGUCAGUCAGCCAGCCAACCAGCCAAGGCAUAUAAAAGAAUAUAAUUUCGGCUGCAAGUAGCCUGCCACGCCUUUUUUGCUAUAAUCUUUAGUUCUGCCCACAUACAUACAUAUAUGCACUGUUGUUUAGUAAGUUAAGUUUACGAUGAGCAAACCAUCGUACGGUAUUAUUUAUUUUAAAAAAAAAUCAACAAAAAAUCAAUUGAAAUUAUUUGCUAAUACUGUUGUAUGUCCAAUUGACGGUAGUAGUCGUAGUCUAAAUGUAAUCAUGUAAUUUGUCGAGAAAGUCCCUCGAUAUGCACAUUCAUAGUGUUUAUUGCUGUGCGUGAGAAGUGGUUUAUAUAUCUCCAUAAAGGAUACAUACCUGCACAUACCUACACACACACAUAUAUAUACUUGCAUACAUAGGUGUAAUGGGGAGACGAAAAUCUGAUUAUGUCAUUUUUAUUAUAGUAGUUCUUUCUGUAUAUUCAUUAUUUUGCGUCAAUAUUUUGGUAUCAGAAUUUUUAUAUACAUUUAUAUUUGUAAUUUAUAUACAUACAUAUUUAUCCAUGUGCAAAAUAAAUUAUGAUUAUUUUUUUAAAUUUUUUAGCAAAUUAUUUAGCAUGCACUGCAGCAAAAUUGUAAAAUAUAUUACAAAGACAUAAAAAAGACAGCAACAACAAACCAUGCAAUACAUACAUAUUUACACAUCCACUUGUACUUGAGCGCCAGGGCCUUAACGUGCAUGAUUUGUUCGCAAAAAAGCAUGAAACCCGUUAAUAGAAUAAUACAAGAUCGCAAUAUGUGCAACAUAUAAGCUAGUUAAAUAAUAUUCUAAACGCUAUCCUAUGUUAAACUUAACGGCGGUAUAAUCAAAAUCUAAAUAAUUAAAAGAGAGCCACACACAAAUAAGUGAAAUGUUUAAUAACCACAAUGUAACUGGAAUGUCUGAGAUCCGUACUAAUGAUAAACAAUUCGAGAACAAUUAAGAAAUUUGUGCAGUAUGUACUAUGUAUAUUAAUAUAAUUAUAUAUAACACACACGCGUAACACACCACAAAGUAAAACAAAGCAAUUCCCUUUUACACACACAGGCAUACAACAAAAAUAUAUUUAUUAAAAAAUAAUAAACACAACAGUGGAUUACUAAUAAAAUUCUUUACUUAUCUUUAAACAAAAUUACAUACACAACAUACAUACUUAUGUGAAUAAUAAAAUGUAACUAAUUCUCAAGGCA